AUGAAUGGUGCUUUUGGGCGGCAAAGGGAGUAUUAUAUUGCCCUUCGAGCUAGUCCAUUUCCGGCAGACUCGACGGAUAACGACGAUUGCACCUUAAAUCUGGAAUACUCUCGAGUCUCAUUUCAAAUUAUAGUACUACCAUCGGGAUCUAGAUCGUUUCAAUGGUCGCUAGCGAAUGUUUCGCGAUUCUACCGACCUUCCACGUGUGGCGACUUGAACCUUGCCGUUCCCCACGGACAUUGCUUGGAUCCGGGGUGUAAUUUUGCCGAUAUUCUGACAAAAUAUUUUCGUCGAGGGACAUACGAAUUGGACGACGUUGAAAUGAAAAAACCGUCGGAAGCCGCCCGCGACAGAUAUAGGACGUCUGAUAGUUUCCAAACGAUAUAUUGUGCUGCUCAUUGCACCCGAGUCGAUGCGAAAGGUACCUGCAGUAGGCCAUCAGGACACCGGCCCAUUCAGGAUGUCAGGACGAUACGAAACUCCACUGUCAGCUGUGCGACGCCCAAUACGGCAGUUCUAUCUGCCAAGGGUUCGAGGAGGAGUGCCUUUCCAUGGCAGACGGCAAGGUCGGACUUCGCAUACAGAAUAUUACCUAUCAGACCGAUUCCAGUGUUGGCCACUCAGCCACCUGCUCAAUUACUGCCCACUGGCAUCUGUAUACCUCAUUCAUCUUUGACAGAAGCAUUAUCAACCUUGUGGUUCCAGCAAUUCAUUCCAACAUCAUCGACCGUUCAGCUCGCCUUGUAUCCUCGCCCAUUCUCCUAUGACGCGAGAAUAGGGACACAGGAGAGGAGGGAGGGGGUGAACAAAGUCCCAUUUAUCGGGUCAUCAAUAAUCGCACAGUCAAGUGACCACUCAUCGACAUCUCAGGAAAGGGCUCAACAGGGCUCAACCAGAUCCAAUGAUGACGGAAAGGAGUGCUACCACCCCGCGGCUUAUCCCGGUCAAACCUCCCCUUUCUUGUGCCAGUUACACGUGUAG
This is a messenger RNA of Acaulospora colombiana, 981 nucleotides long. The record is from the annotation of a GenBank genome assembly. Lineage: Eukaryota; Fungi; Glomeromycota; Glomeromycetes; Diversisporales; Acaulosporaceae.